AUGUCAGAACCUAAACAGAGUAUCAACGUUGGGUAUAUGAUAGACAAAGGCAAGAAUCAGUUGAAACUCUCAGAGAAUGGGUGCUCCAAGAAGCAGAGUUUCAAACUAUUGCAGCUGAGACCAUUCGUGGUGUCUGUGAUAAAUAUCCUAAUAGGCAUGGACAAUGCAGAUCUUCAUUAUUCCUACUCAGAUGUAGGCGGAAAUCCAGGUGAACCUCUAGCAAGGUUAACUCCUCUAGGCUGGACCUGUAUUGGAAAUAUUGCAGGGACAGGCUCUGACAUUCAGUCUCACUUUACCAGUACUUUCUUUUCUGGUUCCAAUGCUGAUAACCAAGAGCUAAAUAUGUUGUUGCAAAAGUUUUGGGAAAUUGAGCGAUUCCAGUCGAAAGAAAAUGAAAAUAUGAGCCCUGAAGACAAAAAUGUGCACAAUAGGGUGAAAGAUACAUUGGUGUAUGAGGAUGGUCACUAUCAAAUUGGCAUACCAUGGAAGAAAGAGGUACAUGCUUUACCAUCUGAUAACUAUCAGAUGGCUCUCAGUCGUCUUGAGAGCACAGAAAAGAAAUUAGCAAAGGAUGAGACAAUAGCUCAAGCAUAUGAUGAUAUCAUCUCACAGUAUCACAAAAAAGGGUAUAUAAGAAAAGUAUCUCCCGAAGAAAAGACACAUACUGGAAAGUGGUAUCUGCCACAUUUUCCGGUUGUACGUUUAGAUCGUCUCACAACAAAAGUGAGGAUUGUAUUUGAUGCUUCGGCCAAGUACAAGGGUAUUUCUCUUAAUGAAGUUAUCCAUCAGGGCCCAAAGCUACAGAGGGAACUUUUUGAUGUCUUGUUGAGAUUUAGACGCAAUCCAGUUGCAGUGAUGAGCGAUAUAGCAGAGAUGUACCUUCAGGUCAAAUUAUCUCCAGAUGAUAGGCCCUAUCAUAGGUUCCUUUGGAGAUCCAUGAAACGAGAUGAGCAGGCCAUAGAGUAUGAGUUCAGUAGAGUUGUAUUUGGGGUGAAUGCAUCUCCUUUUUUAGCUCAGUUUGUGAGUCAGGAAAAUGCCAAUAAACAUCAGGGUGAUCUUCCGUUAGCUGCAGAAACUGUGAAAAAAGCUACAUAUAUGGAUGAUAGCAUGGACUCUGUGGAGGAUGAGAAAACAGCCAUUGAGUUGUACAGACAGUUGAUCGAGCUUUGGAAUAGAGCUGGAAUGCGUCCUCGGAAGUGGCUUUCAAAUUCUCACGAGGUUCUCAGUCAGAUACCUGUUGAAGAACGACUAUCAGAAGUCAAGUUAGACAGUGGUUACUUACCCUCGACAAAGACACUCGGCCUCAUGUGGGCAGCUGAAAGAGAUGUCUUUACAUUCACUUCCAACUUACCUGAAAUGAACAACACAAUCUCAAAAAGAAUCUUCCUUCGUCAAAUAGCAAAACUGUUUGAUCCUCUAGGAUUUCUUGCACCCUUCACUGUAAGGGCAAAGAUCAUCUUACAAGAAAUGUGGACAGUAGGGUUAGACUGGGACGAGGAACUAGACAAUGAUCUGAAAGAGAAAGCAUAUCAGUGGCUUAUGGAACGGGAAGAUUUAAUACACAUUCAGGUUCCAAGAUGUUUGAGUUGUGGUAACAAGGUGAAAGAAACUAGACUACACAGCUUUGUAGAUGCAUCUGAAAAUGCCUAUGGUGCCAUUGUGUAUGCUGUGAAUACUUACCAGAAUAAUGAAAUCUCCAGUGUAAUCAUUGCUGCGAAAGGACGAGUAGCACCACUGAAAGCUAUUAGCAUUCCACGCAUGGAAUUAAUGGCUGCUGUGACUGGACUCAGAUUAGUUGUUGCAAUAGCAAAGGUUUUGGACGUGUUGAUUGACACGGUUACAUUUUGGACAGACAGUUCAAAUGCUUUGGGAUGGAUAAAGAACCAUAGCCGAACAUUCAAACCAUUUGUAGCAAAUAGAGUUAGUGAAGUUCAAGAACUGACAAAUCCGUGUCAAUGGCGCUAUGUGCCAACAGACCAAAAUCCAGCAGAUAUGUUGACUAGAGGAAUAGCUGCAUCAAAGUUGAUUGACAAUCAGAUGUGGUGGUCAGGACCCCUUUUCCUGGCUAGAGAUGAAAGUGAAUGGCCCAGAAAUCUGUCUGAAAGAGAAGACAGAAGGAAAUGUUUACCAGAAACUAAAACUCUGAAGGAAAACAAGAUAAUUACCAUGUUAGUGAACGACUCGUCCUGUGAAGAGUGGAGACUCAAAGCUACACGAUACUCAGAUUGGAGAAGACUGACAAGAAUCCAAGCAUGGGUAUACAGAUUCUUGAACAACUGUGUUGAGGGGGGCCUCAAAAGGAUUCAUGGAGAACUGACUGCAGAAGAAAUUGAAACAGCACAGUUCAAGAUAAUAGCACAGAUGCAGAGAGAAGAAUUUCCAGAUGAAUAUUCCUGCCUUGAAAAGGGAAAACCGUUACCAUCUAAUAGCAAGCUAUUAGGACUACAACCGAAGCUGGAUGAAGAUGGAGUGAUGAGAUCUGAUGGACGAUUGGCUUAUGCUGAGCACCUUUCUCAAGAUUCAAGGUUUCCGAUCAUCUUGCCGCGAAGAAACUGGAUCACAAGAUUGAUUGUGAAGUCUUACCAUGAGGAAGGACGUCAUAUUACAGGAACCAAUCAGACAUUAGCAGCACUUUCUGCAAGAUUUUGGAUCCUUUCUGGCAGAGAGGAAAUUAGAGCCUGGGAGCGACAAUGUUCACAAUGUCGUAAGCAGAAGGCGAAAGUAGCACACCAGAUCAUGGCUCCUCUUCCAAGCAUGAGACUCAAACCUUCUCUCCGUGCUUUCACACAAGCAGGACUCGACUUCGCUGGACCUUUUCUGACAGUACAGGGAAGAGGAAAAGCAAGAAUGAAGCGCUAUCUAUGCCUCUUCACGUGCCUUGCGUCGAGGGCUGUACAUCUGGAGAUCGCAUAUGGCCUGGACACGAAUUCCUUUCUCAAUGCAUUUUAUCGCAUGGCCAGUCGCAGAGGACUCCCUGAGGACAUCGUGUGUGACAAUGGAACAAACUUCGUUGGGGCUGAGAAAGAGCUCAAAGAACUCGUUGAAUGUCUGGACAGUGAUGCUGUGAAAGGAACAUUAGCAAAUCGUGGAACAAAAUGGAAGUUUAACCCUCCAUAUGCACCUCACUUCGGAGGUGCGUUUGAGACAAUGGUCAAAGCGGCCAAAAAAGCAAUCUUCGCUAUUCUGGGAAACAGUGAUGUAACAGAUGAAGAACUCAUGACAGCGUUCAUUGGAGCAGAAGCCUUGAUGAAUUCCCGCCCAUUGACCUAUCAGACAGCACAUCCACAGGAUGAUGUACCUCUGACGCCGAAUCACUUUCUUCACGGACAGGCAGGAGGCGCCUUUGCUCCGGAAUCGGUGGAUACAACGACCUUCAACCCAAGGAAACGAUGGAGAAGGAUACAGGAGCUUAUACGGCACUUCUGGAGCAGGUGGAUGAAGGAGUGGAUACCCAGUCUUAACAGAAGGAGGAAGUGGCUCACUCGUCGACAGGAUAUCAACGUGAAUGACAUCGUGCUGGUGAUAUCGCCUAACACACCACGUGGACACUGGCCUAUGGGACGAAUUAUCAAGACUCACCCUGGGAAGGAUGGUUUUACAAGAGUGGUGGACAUACAGACUGGAAAAACAGUUUUGACCAGGCCAGUGACGAAAUUUCAGCUGCAGUUAACCCAAGCUGAACAGAAGUCGACCGCAGAUGAAUUAAGAGCGGUCAAAUCUGAGCUCAGGAUGGCAGAGGACACAAUUCAUAACAUGACAAUUCAGAUGCAAGAUGUGCUGGCUGAACAGAACGCUACUUUGACAGACUACAGAUCUACCUCGGAAGAACCUACUGAUGAAAAGAUAAAACGGGCGACGACAGAAUCAUCUCUGGAUACUCUUCAGAGACACGUAAAUAACCUGCAAAUGGAACAUAAUAAAACAAUCAACGACCUUGAUGCUCUGAAGUCUCAACUUUGGGCAAGCCACGACAGCCAGGUAAGGCUAGAAACUGAGUUCAGCAUUCUCCACACAGACCUGAAGAGUGUAGAAGGCGAUCUAGCUGUAGCCAAAUAUUUGAGUUCACAACAAACAACGAAUAUAGACAACAUUCACACAGAUUUGCGAAACCUUCAAACAGACAUGGCUAAUGUAAAGAGUGUCAAUUUGGAUUCCCUGUUGUCCAAAGUCAACACGUCUAAACUGAAUGCAAUAUCUGCCGACGUGAAGACAACUGCAAACAAAGUUGCUAUCCUUGAAUUGAAUCUUCACAGGGCUAACAACGACGUUCUGGUAAUGAAUUCAGAUCUUUGGAAAUUAGCUUCAAAUGUGACAGAAUUUCAAUUCAAUGUGUCUUCAGAAGUUAGUAGGAUCAAGACUUCUCUCCUGGGAGAUGGAAACCGUGAAACAUUACAACAGGAGAUCUACCUGAAGCUCAACUCUACUUCGGAUGCGUUGGGAAACAUGAAACAUGCAGUGGUGUCCUUGGAGACUGAACUGGUCUCAUCAAGAUAUGGUAUAAAUGGCCUUAAUCAAACACUUCAGUCUCUCGUGCACAGCGUAUCAAACAUGACAG
Haliotis rubra (blacklip abalone) is the source of this 4555-nucleotide messenger RNA. RefSeq lists its product as uncharacterized. The annotation marks the transcript as partial. Gene Ontology annotation, biological process: DNA integration. The record is from RefSeq and is a predicted model, not a curated record. The transcript is spliced from 4 exons. Gene Ontology annotation, molecular function: nucleic acid binding. Lineage: Eukaryota; Metazoa; Mollusca; Gastropoda; Lepetellida; Haliotidae.